This is a messenger RNA of Hypoxylon fragiforme, 1449 nucleotides long. RefSeq names its product FAD-binding domain-containing protein. The coding region runs from base 1 to 1449 and encodes 482 amino acids. The record is from RefSeq and is a predicted model, not a curated record. NCBI's taxonomy places the organism in Eukaryota, Fungi, Ascomycota, Sordariomycetes, Xylariales, Hypoxylaceae. Gene Ontology annotation, molecular function: FAD binding. The transcript is spliced from 3 exons.
AUGGCUUCCAAGCCCACCAGUGCCAUUGUGCCCGAUUGUGCCAACCCGUUUGACACCCAGCUCAAUCUUCAAGUCAUCCUGCGCGAUGAUCCCCACUACGGUUCCCGCCGGGACUCGUACUGGGCAGUCAACAGCCGGCUCGCGCCAUCCUGUUUCGUUCUUCCGAACUCUCCGGAACAAGUUUCAGCCAUUCUCAGUGCGUUAGUUGCGCAGAAGCGGCAGUUCGCCAUCCGAUGUGGCGGCCACUCACCCGUUCCUGGAACGAACAACAUCGCGGACGGCGUCACAAUCGACCUUAGCUUAUUGACUGGGGUUACGGUCGACACUGACUCCAAAACAGUGAGGUUUGGCGCAGGGAAUACGUGGAGAGACGUAUAUAAGGAGUGCACGAAGCACAAGAGCACUGUCGCCGGAGGAAGGGGUGGCGAUGUGGGAGUCUCGGGUCUUCUCCUCGGUGGCGGGAGCACGUGGAUGUCGGCGAAAAACGGAUGGGCUUGCGACAACGUGCUCUCCUUUGAAGUCGUCCUAGCGGACGGGCGCAUCGUUACGGCGGAUAAAAAUUCCAACUCGGAUCUUUACCGAGCACUAAAAGGGGGGUCGAACAACUUCGGAAUAGUGACCAGCUUUACUAUGCCGCUCUUGCCCUCCGAUCGCAUCUGGGGGGGCAUAGGCGUCACCCCCACCACGGCCAUUCCGGAAGUCAUAGAUGUAACGUGGAGGUUCACCGAAGAGCAACCUCAACACCCAGAUAGCUAUCUCAUGGCCGUCAUGAGCUACUUCCCAGCUCUUGGUGGAAACGUCGCGGCAACUGUGGUCUACCAAGGCGAGGGUGUCUCAGAUGGCCCUGAAUUCAAGGGCUGGCAUGAGCUGCCCAAAGUCAUGGAUACGACGAAGGAGACGACGAUUUAUGAUCUGUCCUUCGACAUCACGCUCCCACGAGACUAUCACAACGCAUGGUUCACCCUCUGCUUCAACAACGACAAGCGCAUAAUGCAGAAAGCAGCCCAGGCGCACCAAGCUUUCGUCAACGAACUAAGAGCCUACGUCUCUGACGGCGACUUCAUCAGCCAGUGCAUCUUCCAACCCGUCCCCACCAUCAUCGCGGAACACUCAGCCGCCGCAGGCGGGAACGUGAUGGGCAUUGAGCGAAACAGCGGCCAUGCCAUUCUAUUCCACUACACCGCCAUGAUGAAGACAUCCGAGCAGGCAGCGUACGUGUAUCCGAAGCUGCAGGCGAGCUUCCAAGUCAUCCGGGACUAUGCGGCUAGCGUGGAAAACGGCCUGAAUAGCUGGGUCUAUUCGAACUACGCGGACAAAAGCCAAGAUGUGAUAGGCAGCUACGGCGCCGAGAAUAUUAGCUUCAUGAAACAAGUGUCCGAAAAGUAUGACCCAGGCCAGGUCUUCCAGAAGCUAUGUCCAGGAGGAUGGAAGAUACCCGACUCAAAGUGA